AUGGACAAGAAGAUAAAAUCUGCUCAGCACAAAAAACUCGUCGCAGUGGAAAACAUUAAGGCGCUGGAACGCUUUAAGCAGAACUUCAAACCCGAAAAUGUAGGUGAAAUCCCGGAGGCUAUGGAGGGUUUGGAGCAACACAGACAGGACUUUUUUGCCGCGGUGGCAAAGCUGGAAGAGUAUGACGACACCAGUGAUGCGAUUCAAGUCUGUAUUACUGACAGGAUCGAUAUGGAAGAGCGCUGCCGGCGGCUAAAAUCGUUCCUUAGAGAAAACCAGCGGAAGGAAGCCAAUUCGCUCAACGACUCCUUAUUGGCAAACUCAACCCUAGCGUUUGGACGGCCAAACACAUCAAACAUACGUUUUCCCAAAAUCGAAUUACCAACGUUCGACGGUGAUUCGACAAAGUGGUUGUCAUUCCGCGAUCGCUUUGUCGCGAUGAUUGACGCAAGUGCCGAGCUGCCGCCAAUUGCAAAACUGCAGUACUUACUUUCGUCCCUGAAAGGUGACGCUGCGGUUCCCUUCGAACAUGUUACUCUGACCACGGAAAACUAUUCUGUUACCUGGGCUGCGCUGCUUAAGCGACACGACAACUCACGGAUGCUCAUUCGCGAGUACUGGCGACGGCUACAUUUCCUACCUGCGAUUGCAACAGAAAGUGUCGAUGGCUUGACGUCGUUGGUAGAUGAAUUCGUGCGAUAUGUGAAUGGGUUGCAGAAGCUGCAUGAACCUGUCGACUCAUGGGACACGCCUUUGUCCAACAUGUUGCUGAUGAAGCUGGACAAUGAGACCAUUCUGGCGUGGGAAAGGCAUUCUGUGCAUAAGAAAAAGGAUAAGUACAGCGAGUUGAUCGAAUUCCUGCAAGACCGAACCCAAAUCCUAAAAUCGAGCCAGAGUAUCUCGUGCGAUCGGAUUGUGGUUCCGAUCAAGGUGGCCGGGGCAUAUCGGCCCACCGCACCACGGCGGUCGGUAACCAACGCUGCUUCUGUGCAAAGGAAUACUCCCGUUUCAUCGACCAUUCAACAAGUGAGCUGUCCAUUGCAGUGUGCAGAUCAUCACCUGGUUCGAAAUUGCCCGGUAUUUUUAGCCAAAAAUACUCAGGAGCGGCGGGAAAUCGCACGGUCAAAGGGAUUGUGCUGGAAUUGUCUCAGUUGUUCCCAUCAAGUGAGAUCGUGCAAAUCCGAGUAUUCUUGCCGUUCGUGCAAGGAACGGCAUCAUACGCUGCUUCAUCAACCACCACAACAACCUACAGUCGCUUUGUCAGCCCAAUCAGAUGAUGAUAUGGUGUUUCUCGAGACGGCUAUUGUGUUUAUCGUAGACGAUUAUGGAGAGAAGCAUGAGGCACGGGCGCUUCUGGAUUCGGGCUCCAUGUCCAACUUCAUUUCGGAUACGUUAGCUCGGAAGCUCAUGACACCUCGAACGAGAGUUAAUGUAUCAGUGUCUGGCAUCGGAACUUCAAGGCAGCAGAUAAAGGGUUCGACCACGGCGAUCGUUCGUUCAAGGAACCUUCAAUUCACCACCCCAUUGGAGUUUCUGAUCCUGGAUACACCCUCGGCGGACAUUCCCACCUCACCAAUCAACGUGUCUUCGUGGAACAUCCCGGAUGUAACGCUAGCAGACCCCACGUAUCAUAUCCCAGGCAAGGUCGAUGUGGUCAUCGGUGGCGAUACGUUCUGGGAGCUGCAUACCGGACGUAAGCAAUCUCUCGGUUCGGGUCUGCCAUGGUUGGUAGAAACGCAGUUUGGAUGGGCGGUAGCAGGAAAUACAACGUAUUCGUCUCAACAACAUCGGGUGUGUAAUAUGGCAACGAGCGACAGUCCGUUGGAAGCCAUAUUGACGCGGUUCUGGGAGAGCGAGACCAUCUUCGACGAACCCGCUCUAUCUCUGGAGGAAGACAUGUGUGAACGUUAUUUCAUCUCUACUACAACCAGAGACCCAUCUGGCAGGAGAAUCGAAAGCAAUCGCUGA
Anopheles merus is the source of this 1968-nucleotide messenger RNA. RefSeq lists its product as uncharacterized. The record is from RefSeq and is a predicted model, not a curated record. The coding region runs from base 1 to 1968 and encodes 655 amino acids. The transcript is spliced from 2 exons. Lineage: Eukaryota; Metazoa; Arthropoda; Insecta; Diptera; Culicidae.